Planococcus citri (citrus mealybug) is the source of this 7578-nucleotide messenger RNA. RefSeq names its product E3 ubiquitin-protein ligase listerin (gene Ltn1). The coding region runs from base 337 to 5703 and encodes 1788 amino acids. The transcript has 27 exons. Lineage: Eukaryota; Metazoa; Arthropoda; Insecta; Hemiptera; Pseudococcidae. Gene Ontology annotation, molecular function: ubiquitin protein ligase activity; ribosomal large subunit binding. Gene Ontology annotation, biological process: ribosome-associated ubiquitin-dependent protein catabolic process; rescue of stalled cytosolic ribosome. Gene Ontology annotation, cellular component: RQC complex; cytosol. The record is from RefSeq and is a predicted model, not a curated record.
ACGGUGAAACACUUUCGGAGCAUUCUUUUUUCACAGAUUUUUGGUGAUUUUUCGUCGAAAGUUUCUAAUUUCUCGAUUUAAACUUAUCCAAAUCGUAAGUUUAGAUAAUUUCAACAUUGAAAAAUCCUAACAAUCGUGUGAGAUCUUCGGUGGUUGUUAAUUUUACCCGGAUACAAAAUCAUAUCGUUCGACCGAGUGAAUUUUCUACAGUUUAAACGACACUCUUGAAGAUGACCGAUAAAUGCUGAAAAAUCAUCGCACCGUUCCAUAUAUCGGUUAAUUGGGCUUCCAUUUCUGUAUAUUCGAAUCCAUGAACAUCCACUACGUAUCCUGAUAAUGGGUGGAAAACAAAAACAAGCUCAGCGAACGAAAAACAAUGCUCGUCCUUCGAACAGUGGACGCAGCGCUGAAUUACUCGGUAACUCGACCGGUAAACUGUUUUCAGCUCUGAAAGAUAACGCGAAUUACGUCGCUCCUGUUAGCAAUAUUGACAGCGAUGCUAAUAUCAAUCACGAUUUCCAACUCGUUAUGAAAAAAAUGAAUAAAAAAGAUCCGGUAACUAGACAAAAAGCGUUACAAGAGUUCGUCGAUUUAUGCCAGACGUCCGAUCUUGCCACGGUUAAAUCAAUUUUACCAUUUUGGCCCAGAUUGUAUAACUCCCUAGCGGUGGAUUCCGAUUACAGGGUUCGAGAAGCGGCUCAGCAAGCUCAUCGAGUGUUUGUUUUGGCUGUUAAACGUGAUAUCGCGCCUUACUUGAAACAAUUAAUCGGUGCUUGGUUCGUUUCACCUUUUGAUUCGCAUCCUUUGGCUGCAAGUGUUGCUAAAUCUAGCUUCCAAGCUGCUUUUUCACCUUCCAAACGCACAGAAGUGAUUGUAUUCGCUCAUAAAGAAAUCCUUCAGUAUAUUUCUCAAAAUAUAAUCCACGAAACUCCGGAAUCUUUUGCUGGAUCGAAAAGUAUACCGGCGGACGAAUUGAAUAUAAAAUAUCAAAGGAUACUUUCAGCCAAUUUAUUAGGAUACGCUCAGUAUCUUGAGAAAAUUCCAAAAGAGCAGCUCAUCGAAGCGCUGCAAGAUAACAAAACUAUGAUAUUAAAUACGAAUAAAUUUUGGAAAUUUGCCAAAGAUGAAUCGAAAUCGGUGAAAGCUGCUUGGUUCACGGCUGUUUUAGCGCUUAUCAACAAAGCGCCGUUUUUAUUAGAAAAUAAUUAUAAGAAAUUAUGCACAUCGAUUUUUAGCAAUUUCGACGAAAACGAUAGUAACGUGUUACCAUUAGUUUGGGAUGCUGCCCUUAGUUCCAGUACGAUUGUUUCAAAUUGGUGGGAGCACGUGAGUCCGGAUAAAUUGGUGUUUCCCAAAAUGUGGCGUGUAUUGCAAGAGGCAGCAUUUGGGAACGCUUCUAUAAUAUUCCCUUCGUUGCUACCGUUACUAAGUCGUAUACAGAUUCCUCAAAAUAUUAAAAUCGAAGACUUUCAUUCGAAAUUAUUCACCAGUUUGCUCACAGGAUUAAGUAAUACGAGAGCUCAACGUAGCACUUCGGAAACCGAAGCUGUGGUCAACACGUACUUCGAAUGUCUUUGUUAUGUGAUAAAAAAGAAUAUAGAAAACAGAGAAUUUUGCCUAUCACUCGUUGAUAACGUUCUAGUCUUAUUAAUCGACAAAUCACUCAAUGAUAAAUCGCUGUUCGCCUCGAGUUCAUCGGUUUUCUUGCACUUAUCAGUAUUACUAAGGUACUGGGGUCGUAUGCGAAACUCUGCGGAUAAAAUAUACGAAGCAUUGGUCGACUCGAUAUGGCUCUCUCUGCGAUCGAUGGUCACUCGUUCGGUAAUCGCUGCAAAAUCUAACGAAGAUAAAGACUCGGAGAAUAACUCCAUCAAAGACGAUCUCGAGAAAAAGCUCAGAGUACAUCAAAAAAUGGUCAACGCUUUGAAAAAUCCCACUGAUGUUAGACAGAAGAAACAAACCAGGGUGAAAUUUUCCUCUCCGGCGCCUGAGAAGAACGACUCUUCGCAGACCAGUUCUCCAUCGGAACCGGAGAAACCAACGAACGAAUUAACCUACCAUAGCUCUUUCUUAACUAACGAUGCGUAUUUUACUCGCCAGCUCAAUGAUCUUGUUAACGAUAUGAUCCAAGUAUACUACGACGCGAUCCAGAACUCGAAAUAUUCGUAUUUGUUCGUGAACCAGCUCUGCAACGUGUUGAAUUUAUUUAGCGAAAAGUGCUAUUAUCAGAAACUUACCGAGAUUGUUCACGCAACUUGUACCAAUAAUAGUUCGGAGGAUAACGAAUCGUCCGAGCUGAUCAAUAAUGUGAUGAGGAGCUGGCUGAGUGAUAAUAGGGUAUCGGUGGACGCUGUGCUCAACGUGUUGUUCCAUUUAUUGGUGUACUUGAAAGAUGACGAGAAGGUUGUCAUUUUGAAUAAUAUUAGCGAGGAUCAUAUGAGUAGUAUGUUAGAAUUAUGCCUUAAUCUUGCCAACGAUAGUCAGCUGCAAAAUUCCGUACGUAAAUGGCUUUCCAGCGCGUACUUCAAAUCAACGUUGAAUAAGUUCGCCCACGAAGUGUCCAAGACGUAUCCGCCAUCGAUGGAAAAAGUCAAUAUAUUGAAAACUUGUUUUAAAGCUCCCAAAAAUGGAGAAAGCUACACCAACGAAGAAACCAAGCUGGAAAUCCUGAAAGUAUUCCGCGAUUCGCUGCUGCACGAUACCGUCUCCGCAGCCAACUCUCAUCCUCAGCAACCGCACAAAGCGAAUUUAUCGUGUAUCGCUAAAGUACUCAAAGAAGUAUUCAAAGAGUACAAUUAUCCUUUGCUUCGUAAAAAUCACGCCGUAAUUACGAGCACAAUCGGAUACCUAUUUCUUUAUGGUUGCGAUGUUGAUAACCACGUCGACGAUGACGAUGUUUUAAACGAGUCUUGGGUUCUCGGAGUGCAGACAUUGGCUCGCAUAUUCGGAUGCACCAGUCCGGAUUUCAUCAACGUCACCGAGCAGUUCGCUUUCGCUGUAAUCGAAUUGGUAGAAAAGAGUAAAUGUAAAAUAGAAGACAUGAAACAUAUAAUUAACUUCGUCUGCACCUAUAUCGAAUGCUUACCGAUGAGUUUAGAGGUGGAUAAAUCGUCGAAUACCGAAGAAAGCCAUCGACAUAUGUACGACGACGAAGUACUGGAUGCAACUUCGGCCACAUACGCCGAUAUUACGAGCUUAAUAUGCGAAGUUUUCCUCAAAAUAGCAGUACAAUAUUGUCACGCCAAUAUGGAAACGAGCGUAGUGAACGCUUGUCUGAAAGCUGAAUUUUAUAACGGUUCGAUGACCUGUCGAUUAUCGUCGAAUGCCGAAGAAUCCGCCGAUGAUAUUAUUUUCGGUAUCGAGAAUAAAGCCGAAAACGAUAUCAACGAAUGUUUCGCAUCGGUUGCUAAAUUAUUCAACGUAGCUUACUAUAUCGUUACUGUGAUAAAUAAUUACCUUUUGGAUGAAAUAUAUCCGAAAAAAGAAGACGAAGAAGACGACACCAAAAAGGAUACCUACGAACCGUUCUUAUCCAAACACGGAUUAGGUAAACUGAACGAAAGCGUCGUCUACGUUAUUUAUUUGCUCGCUGUUUUGAAAUCUUUCAACGAAAACUUCAAACACGCUCGAUUUUACGACCAUAUCACCGAAAACAAUCUAACCGAGUUGGAAUCCAUCACGAGUGCGAUAGUGAAAAUGCAUCCACGAAGCCCAAUCCUGCUGCUGAAGCUGGCCAUCAUGAAUAAAGCCUUCCAAUGCGGCGGAUUCUGGGCCAAAGCUCUAUUCAUACUUUUCGUAGAACUCAUGGAAGGUGGAAAUGUAAACGAAGCUUAUCACGAAAUUAUCAAAUGCCACGAUGUGUCCGAUUAUCGCGUUAAAAGCUACAUACUGCAUAUAUCCGAACUGUUCGCCAAAGUAGCCCAGUUCAGAAUGGAAUUAUAUUCUCCGGAUGCUAAACUAGACGAAGAAAAGCUCUCUGUGCUGACCUGCUUUUUGAGAGCUAAUAAAGAGAAUAAGUUUUCGUCGGAUCAAGAUCGAGUCAUAUGGUAUUGGUUGGAUACGAUACUGAUUCAUAAAAAACAACUCGAAUCUACGUUCAAUAAGAACCUGAUGGAAUGUAAACCUUCGGAGAUCAUGUUAGCGGCGACGGUUUGCAGAUUCUUGUCGGUUGUUUCGGAUGGUAAAAUACCGCUGAUGACCGAUAAACGAACUGAUUUCAUGAUGAUAGCUUUGGCAUCGUGGAUGCAGAGUAUUCAUAAGACUUGUAGCAGUGCCUCGUACGAAGAAAAUCCUCAUUAUAAUUUACCUAUGUGUAUAUUCAUUUCGGCCGUUUGUGAUAUGUUCAAAUCGAUGACGAAAUUAGCCUCGAACGUGACCUACUCCGAUAAACUGUUCAUCGAAUGGAAUAACGUUUUCGCCGCCGAAACUCAUACCAUUAUUUCGUACAAUUGGAAAAAUCUCGCUGAAAGUGAAGGAUGUAGGAACGUUGAACAGUUCCUAGUAUUGAAUACAUUGAGUGGUUUGAUCAUAACCCACGUAGAUUUCAUUCAGUUUGUCGUCAGACCGGAUUUGAACUUUUGGCUGUGCGCUUGUUCGGAUUUAAUUCAAAGUUAUUGCGCUCCGGUGCGAUUGGCAGCUUAUUAUGUGCUCGUUGAAUUAUCUUUGGAAAUGGUUGGACAAGAUUCGUGUGUUUCGGUGGUCGAAGAUAUGGAAGAGAAGUUAACGUUGGAGAUAUUAUCGAUAUCGUCUCUGCAAACCAUCGUUAAUAUAGUCCUAUCUAGUUAUAAGAAUGGAGACGAAAGAGUACUUGAUCCGAAUACAGACUCGUACGUGUACGUUCAUUCGUAUUUAUUGGUUUGGAUGGUGGUGAUAAAGAUGUGCGAAAAUGCUCCUGUUCAAGUCCGAUACAGAUACGCGUCUUGGUUGAAGGAUGAAGGAUAUUUGGAAAUGUUUUUACAUAAUUUACAAACCUUGAUGCCGGAAAAAGUGCACAAAAAUAAUUUAUCCGACGCUGUGGUGAAAAAAAUCCGCGAGCUGUUCUCGAUCGAGCCUAGAUUCACUCUCGAAGAUCGUUGGGAUACUGCGAAGUUGACCAUGCUGGUGUGCAGAUUGUAUUACAUGUCGUUAUGGUUACUUCCGGCGUUCGUUCGUCAAUGGUGGAAAAGUAUGGAUUCGAAAGAGGCCACCGUAGUGGAUAAAUUAACCACUAGAUUCGUAUCACCUACGCUCAUCAUGGAAGAAAUGAAAGCUAUAAAGAAAGAAAAUAACGUCGAGAAGUUCUCCAUGAAAGGGUAUCCGGCAACUAGACAGAUAAUAGCUUCGUAUACGGUGGAAGAUGCUACGAUGGAGAUAACCAUGCAAUUAGCAGCUAAUCAUCCGUUAGGGUUCGUGAAAGUCGAUAGUAGUAAUGUUGUUUUGUUAUCGAAUCGAUGGCGAACGUGGGCUAAGCAGUUGAACAUGUACCUAGCUCAUCAAAAUGGUUUGAUUCGAGAUGGAAUCAUGUCUUGGAAAAGUAACGUCGACAAAGCAUUCGAAGGUGUCGAAGAAUGCUACAUUUGUUUCUCAAUCGUUCACAGCAGUAAUUACCAGUUACCAAAACAAUCGUGUAAAACGUGUCAUAAAAAAUUCCAUCCAUUAUGUUUAUAUCGUUGGUUCAUCACCAGUAACAAAUCAUCGUGUCCGAUAUGUCGAAAUCAUUUUUAAUCUAGACGCUCAAAACUGCCAUGAUCGAUCAUAGUUAAUUUUGAAAAGUUAUUUAUUAUAUCGAUGGUGUUGUGGAUAAAAGGCCAAACUGUUUUUUUUUUCCAAAGGGCAAAUCUGUUCUCGGUCAUUUUGAGUAAAUACGAAAGGGCCAAUCUGCAUUUUUUUACAUGAAAGUAUAAUCCAAAACGGCGAAACUGAACUAUUUUUUUACUUUUUUUUUACAUUACAGACCACUACAAAUUUAUCUUUGAUGGCCAGUAAUUUAAAAAAAAUUGCAAAUGUACCAAAAUGAUCUCAGAAAACCCAGACCUACGAGUAAACAAAAUAAUACGAGGGUGGAUUAAAAAGUAUCGCCAACAGUGCUCUGGAGGAGAGCCUAUAUGGAGGUACGAGUAUUUUGAACCAAAUGAGCGCUCAUUUUAUAGCUUGAAGUUUUAGGAAGACGGUGGUGUGUUCAGUUUUUAGAUACCUACAACUCGAAAAAAUGUUGAUCGUAUUUGAAAUUUUUGAGAAAAGUUAUUCGGUUGAUGGGGCUGGAGUAUCGUACAUUGCGGUCUAGUAGCAAGUCUAAUAUCUAUAUCAAGCAGUGUGUGCAAUCAUUUGAUAGUCCAAAGCCUCAGGAACACGGCGGUGUAUUCAGUUUUUUUUGUUUGACUUGUACAAAUAUUCUUGAAUGAAUUCAACGAGAUCAUGGUAUAGCUAAGUGAUGUUAAUUUUCACUAAAAAAAAAACGCCCAAGUCACUUUGGACAUGUUCAACAUUGUUACAACAUGUUGUACAGAAAAACUAAAUACAUCACCAUGUUCCUGUAACUUCAGACUACAAAAUUACUGCUCAUGCAGCUUGCUAUAAGAAUUAGUCUCGCCGGUAGAGCGCAAAGUGUACCUACUUGUGUAUCCUGCAUGACCUGAAAUUUUUUCCUCGGCCCAUUCGAAGGCCUCCAAAAUUUUUUCUAUAACUCAUAAAGAAAAAUUAAGCACAUCAUCGUGUACCUGAGACUUCAGGCUACAAAAUCACAACUUCUUUCUCAAUAGAAAUGAAAUGAGGAAGGAUCGAGAUGACGGAUUUGCUAAACUAUUUGAACCUGAACCAAAGACCAAAAAUUCAGGUAAUUUGAGUACGCUGUAUAAGUAUUUGGCAUUAUUUGGACACAUUUGAGUAAUUCUGUUGGUUUUUCUAGAAAUUAAAAUAUCAAAAGAGCCUCAGGAAACGAAUUUUAUCCGUCAAAAAAAAGAGUUCAUUCUGAAGAUGAUUAAAAAAGAUACCAAAGCUCGAACCUUCACUGAUGACUGAUAACAAAUCGAUUUCACCCCUACAUACAAUAUUAGACUAUAUGAGCUUUCAUUUCGCGGCCGAAUAUUUCCCAUUUGCUAAGCAUUUGCCAUUUAUCAACAACAAAACAUCUAUUAUUUUUUGCCAAAUUUAUCAGAUUGGCCCUUUUUUUCAUGUUGAACCUGUAGGUUGAACAAAUACAAAAGGGCCAAUCUGUCCACUCUCGAACGAUGAUAUGACACUUUCGAGUUUAGAAUGCAAGUUGGAAACUCAGUUUGGCCUUUUAUCCACAACACCAUCGAUAUGCUAUUGUGUUUUGAUUUUAUCAUUGUUUACCCCCCUCUUAUUCCCCCUUUUAUUUCCAAUUGUUUGAUACAAUAAUUCAUUAACGACCAGAAGAGAAAUCCUUCAUCCGAGUAUCAGUGACCUUUAUUAUUUAUUCCAGUUGGUUUGCGUAGUACAUAUGUUUUUUUUUUGUAAACAAUUUUGUAAAUUAUCUUAUCAUCGUCGUUAUUGGUUUCCAAUUUCUCUCCUUUUCUUUUUUUGUUUGUUACAAUGUACAGGAAAUUUGUUAAAUUAAAUACGUUUUAUAAAUUUAUAAAA